GGAGCCAAACACAAACAGCCUGUUUAAGUUCAGCUGAGUUUAGAGGAGCGGUAAAAUGACCAGACUGGACCGAUUAAAUUCAUUCCUGUCCGAGCGACUAACGGCGGCGCUAAAUGAGAUAAUAUACACGGUAAGCAUGACGAUGAAGGAGUACGAGGAGGAAACGGCACGGAUACGUAAAGAAAACGAGCAUCUAAAGGAAAUGUUAAAGGUUACAGCCUGCAGCGCUCCAGAAGCCCAUCCUGAUGUGGUGGUCUUCUCUUUGCCAAGUGGACAAGAAGACUGCAACUCAAGCUUGGGGCAGAAAUCAGAGCCCCAGGAGAGCCAGAAUGAACACCAGCAACUGAAGGAAGAAAACUCCUGCAUAAAAACAGAGCAGCCCUCUUACCCUACAGAUGCUGAUUCUGAGACAUAUGCAACACAGCCAGACUGCACUGUGGAGCCUCUCCAGUGCACCUCGCCCUUAAACGCACAGGCUGUUGACCAAGACAUGAUACACUAUGAGUUGACAGAGAUCAAAGUAGAGUCAGCGGACACAGACUCCUAUUCAGAAACCACAGAUGAUAUGGACAGCACGGACAGUACAGACAGUACGGACAGUACUGAACAGUGGGAUAGGAUUUCAGAAAAAAGUGACCAGAGUAGUGUGCACCAAGCAUCCAGUCGGUGGCCAUGCGCAGUUAAAGGAGCUCGCUUUAAAGAAUCUGUCUCGCAAAACAGGCCCAUGGAAUUUCGACCUGUGUUCAGCAUCUCAAAUCAGAUCUCAUGCAAUAACAAACAGCAUUGUACGAGCAGGCAGUGUGAAAUGCACAAGACCAUACCUAAAUCGAGUCCUGUGUGGAGGUAUUUCUCCCUGAAAGAGGGAGACUGCAGUAAGGCGGUGUGUCUCAUAUGUAAGGCAGUGAUAUCUCGUGGGAUUAAAGAAUACACAACGUCUGCGUUGUUACGACAUCUCCGUGGGAAACAUGGCAAAUGCUAAUUUUCGUGCUUUCCUUUUAGUUUGCUAUGAUUCAACUGCAGUUCAGUUGCAGUACACACUGUUAACCUAGUGCCUGUGAGCUCCCAUUACUUGUUAGCUAUAUUAGUACCUUCAGGGCAAAUCUGAAGAAGCAUACACCAAACACGUCUUGGCUUGAGAGGAAAAUUGUGUAAAUUUCAUUCUUAAAGCGAACCAUUACUUGAAGAGCAGUUAAAAUGUUUUAUUCUCUCAUGACCAAAGGUACGUGAACACAAAACUUGCACACUAAUAAAAAAAAAAAGCCAAACCAUCACUUCAAAGCA
Messenger RNA from Colossoma macropomum (tambaqui), 1281 nucleotides. RefSeq lists its product as uncharacterized. Lineage: Eukaryota; Metazoa; Chordata; Actinopteri; Characiformes; Serrasalmidae. The coding region runs from base 56 to 979 and encodes 307 amino acids. Gene Ontology annotation, molecular function: DNA binding. The transcript is spliced from 2 exons. The record is from RefSeq and is a predicted model, not a curated record.